Messenger RNA from Sitodiplosis mosellana (orange wheat blossom midge), 2016 nucleotides. RefSeq lists its product as uncharacterized. Bases 1 to 2016 code for a protein of 671 amino acids. Lineage: Eukaryota; Metazoa; Arthropoda; Insecta; Diptera; Cecidomyiidae. The transcript has a single exon. The record is from RefSeq and is a predicted model, not a curated record.
AUGCAAAUCAAAAAUCUCAACGGAGACAUCGUAGCCGCCAAGGGCAUCGCAUGGAUAAAUUUAAUUUCCCAACAUGACGACACAGUCAACGAGUACGUGGGCGCAUACAUCGUGCCCAAAAUGAUGAGUAAUUUACCGAGCCACGAACUAGAUAUCAGCAAAUGGAGACAUCUGAAAGGCAUCAAGCUGGCGGAUAAAACUUUCCAUAUUCCCAACAAAGUGGACUUGUUACUUGGUGCCGACUUCUACAGCCGCGUUAUCAUAAACGGAAUUCGAAAGCAGAAAGACGCGCCAACGGCUCAACGGACAACAUUCGGGUGGAUAGUGUUUGGCGGAUACGAUCAUACGUACCAACACGCAUCAAUCGUCAACACCAUCGAAGGCUCGGUCUCGAACGAGCAGCUGCUAGAGAUGAUCACAAAGUUUUGGCAACAAGAUCAACUACCGACCAAGCGGUAUCGUACUCAAGAAGAGCAGCUAUGUGAAGACAUAUUCACCAACAGCAUCACGACCAAUCAUGAGGGUCGCUACAUCGCGAGAAUGCCAUUGCAACCAGAUGCACCAAAGGUGAUCGGCUCAUACGACAUAGCAUAUGCAAGGCUAAUGCAAAUGGAACGAAAAUUUGCUCGCGAUCCAGAACUGAAGGAGAAAUACAUAAAAUUCAUGCGCGACUACGAGGAAUUGAAUCACAUGAGUAAAGUGCCACCACAGGAGCAUCACAGUGACACAGCAAUUUACAUACCUCAUCAUGCAGCAGGCACGGAAAAAUUCCGUACCGUAUUUGAUGGAAGCGCUAGGGCGAAAAACGGAAUUUCAAUCAACGACAUUCAGUUGAACGGAGAAAAGGUUCAACCAGAACUCAUCACUACUCUCAUGAGAUUUCGUACACACAGAAUUGCGCUUACCGCUGACGUCGCUAAAAUGUAUCGACAGAUACUGAUUGCGGAGGAUCAACGAGACAUGCAGCGGAUACUAUGGCGAGAAUCGCCAAGUCAACCGGUUCACGAGUAUCGGCUGAACACCCAGACAUAUGGGAACAAGUCAGCAGCAUACGUCAGCAUACGCACCAUGGCUCAUAUGGCUGAAGAAUUCGCCACAGAAUUCCCAGCGGCAUCAAAAGCCGUGAAAACAUCGUUUUACGUUGACGAUGCAUUGGGCGGUAGCCACGAUAUUACAUCUGCCAUCAAUCUACACAGGGAACUGAUCGAGAUGUUCGGUAAAAGAAAGAUGGAGCUAGCUAAAUGGAACACCAACGAUCCAACAGUGCGUGGGCACAUCAAAUCAAGCGGCUGCCAACUGAUCGAGCUCAACAAAGAAGAAACGACAGCAGUGCUCGGUAUGCACUGGGAUGCAAGGGAAGACACAUUCCAAUACAUCAUCAAAAAUCCAAUCAGAUUGGAAAAUCCAACGAAGAGGAGCAUUUCGUCCGACAAGGUCGAAUGGGACGACAAAGUCGAGGGAGAAGUACUGCAGAGAUGGGAGCAAUUCGCCAGGGAAUUACCAAACAUCACGAAUGUACGCAUUCCGAGGUGGAUCAACACAGAUCUUAAGUCCAAAAAGCAACUGCAUGCAUUCGCCGACGCAUCAAAAACCGGAUACGGCACCACAUUCUACCUCAGACAGCAACGUGAUGGCGAUCCAGUCACCGUACAUUUGGUGUUUGCGAAGGCACGCGUCGCACCGAUUAAGGGCAGUACAAUUCCGAAAUGGGAGCUGACAGCAUGCCAUCUCACGGCACAAUUACUGGAAGAAGUGAGAACCGCACAUGAUGUCGACAUAGACAGUUGCACUCUUUGGUCCGACUCAAUGAUAGCACUACAUUGGAUCGGCAAAUCACCUGCCAAAUUAGACGUGUUUGUUGGCAACAGAGUCGGAGAAAUACAGGAGCUAACGCGCGGGGUUGAAUGGAAACAUGUGGACACAAAAAGCAAUCCAGCCGAUCUAGCUUCGCGGGGAAUUUCACCAACGGAAUUGGCGGAUUGCAAACUAAUGGGUGGAAUGGACCCAGCUGGUUAA